This is a messenger RNA of Rhinolophus ferrumequinum (greater horseshoe bat), 2950 nucleotides long. It is a transcript of the gene GADL1, whose product is annotated as glutamate decarboxylase like 1. Gene Ontology annotation, cellular component: cytoplasm. Lineage: Eukaryota; Metazoa; Chordata; Mammalia; Chiroptera; Rhinolophidae. Bases 73 to 1638 code for a protein of 521 amino acids. The record is from RefSeq and is a predicted model, not a curated record. Gene Ontology annotation, molecular function: carboxy-lyase activity; pyridoxal phosphate binding. Gene Ontology annotation, biological process: carboxylic acid metabolic process. The transcript is spliced from 15 exons.
CAGCAACCGCAGCUGCCGCCUAGACUGCAGGAGCCCAGCACCACCGGGGCAGCCCGGAGUUUGGGAGCAGAGAUGAGCAGCGACCCGGACCACGAGUACCCGGUGGACGGAGACGUGGGUCAACAAGAGAUGGUCCUCAGUAGGAAGAGUGCUGUUCUCGUGGAUGGGGUCAUACUGAACGGUCCCACAACAGAUGCAAAAGCGGGAGAAAAAUUUGUUGAAGAGGCCUGUAGGCUAAUAAUGGAAGAAGUGGUUUUGAAGGCUACGGAUAUCAAUGAGAAGGUUUGUGAAUGGCGGCCUCCUGAACAACUGAAACAGCUUCUUGAUUUGGAGAUGAGAGACACAGGAGAGCCACACCACAGGCUGCUGGAACUCUGCCAGGAUGUCAUACGUUACAGUGUCAAAACUAACCAUCCAAGAUUUUUCAACCAGUUGUAUGCUGGACUUGAUUAUUACUCCUUGGUGGCCCGAUUUAUGACAGAAGCAUUAAAUCCAAGUGUUUAUACGUAUGAGGUGUCCCCAGUGUUUCUGUUAGUGGAAGAAGCGGUUCUGAAGAAAAUGAUUGAAUUUAUUGGCUGGAAAGAAGGGGAUGGAAUAUUUAAUCCAGGUGGUUCAGUGUCCAAUAUGUAUGCCAUGAAUUUAGCUAGAUACAAAUACUGUCCUGAUAUUAAGGAAAAGGGGCUGUCUGGGUUGCCAAGAUUAAUCCUUUUCACAUCUGCAGAGUGUCAUUACUCCAUGAAGAAGGCAGCCUCUUUUCUUGGGAUUGGUACUGCGAAUGUGUGCUUUGUGGAAACAGAUGGAAGGGGUAAAAUGAUACCUGAGGAACUGGAGAAGCAAGUCUGGCAAGCCAGAACAGAGGGAGCAGCACCGUUUCUUGUCUGUGCCACCUCUGGUACAACUGUGUUGGGAGCAUUUGAUCCUCUGGAGGAAAUAGCUGACGUCUGUGAAAGGCAUGGCCUGUGGCUUCAUGUGGAUGCUUCUUGGGGCGGCUCAGCUUUGAUGUCAAGGAAGCAUCGCAGGCUUCUGCACGGCAUCCACAGAGCUGACUCUGUGGCCUGGAACCCCCACAAGAUGCUAAUGGCUGGAAUUCAGUGCUGUGCUCUCCUUGUAAAAGACAAAUCUGAUCUUCUUAAGAAAUGCUACUCUGCCAAGGCAUCUUACCUCUUUCAGCAGGAUAAAUUCUAUGAUGUCAGCUAUGACACAGGAGACAAGUCUAUCCAAUGUAGCAGGAGAGCUGAUGCAUUCAAGUUCUGGAUGACUUGGAAGGCCCUGGGCACAUUAGGCCUUGAAGAAAGAGUUAAUCGUGCUCUUGCUUUAUCUAGGUACCUGGUAGAAGAAAUCAAGAAAAGAGAAGGAUUCAAGUUACUGAUGGAACCUGAAUAUGCCAAUAUUUGCUUUUGGUACGUUCCACCAAGCCUCAGAGAGAUGAAAGAAGGACCUGAGUUCUGGGAAAAACUUAAUUUGGUGGCCCCCGCCAUUAAGGAGAGGAUGAUGAAGAAGGGAAGCCUGAUGCUGGGCUACCAGCCCCACCGGGGGAAGGUCAACUUCUUCCGCCAGGUGGUCAUCAGCCCUCAAGUGAGCCGUGAGGACAUGGACUUCCUGCUGGACGAGAUAGACCUACUAGGUAGAGACAUGUAGCUGUGGCUUUUGGUCCCCCAGUGUCCUGGGUCCUGUUGUGGGGAGGGUUACAGAUCCAGGGCAUCUGGGGACACAUAGGGAAUUGCAGCUCUUCUGGUGAGAAAUAGGAAACGCGUCCCAUCCAGGCCCCACAAAACCAAAACGCAAAGUGAAUAGUGUUGAGGCUUCUUUAGCUGCCUACACACUACUGUUUCUCUAAAAGAGGGAGUGAAAAAUGGGUUUUUAUCAAGGGUUGGCCCUGGGACAGGGAAUGGAGGAGAGUUUAAUUAAGUACCAUGUGGGGCCUCUGUGCUAAGCUUUCCUGGCUCUUUAAAGAACAUAUAAAUUAGUAGUUUAAAGCAGUGGUUCUCAAAGUGGUCCCUAGACUAGCAGCCUCACAGUCACCUGGGAAAUUUUUGAAAAUGCAGAUGCCUAGGCCUCCUGAAUCAGAAACUCUGGGGGUGGGACCCAGUCUUCUGGAUCUUCAGGAGACCUCCAGGUGAUUCUGAGGAAGGGUAAAACCUGAGAACCAGCGGUUUAGUAAAACGUUGUAACGACUGAAUAAUCACUCUGAUGUUAGCCUUCAAAAGAAUAUCUAAUAUAAUAAUAUUUCAGUGGUCCCUGAACCGGUCUUUGAAAAUAUAGCUGUAGCAUUGGUAGCACAAAUGUUUAGGGGCAUCAGAAGUGUAUCAAAGCUGUUUUUUAAAAGAGACGCUAUAUAAGAUGUUUAUAAAGAUGUAUCUUUUAUGCAAGAUAAAUGAUUAUCUCGAAAGUUAAAAUUAACCAUUAUCUACUCUAAAUUAUUUAGAGAUAAGAUAAAAGUCAGACAUUUUGUAGCAUGGUCCUUUCAAUCAAAGCAAUAGUCCUAAUUUACUUCUCAAUAUUAUCGUGUCAUUAGUUGGGCAUAGACAUUAGACAUAUACGUCUCUAACGAUGCACGUCUUUUAGCUUGAGAGGCCCAUUGCUUAGCUUGCUCUCUUCUUGUAGGAAAUAACCAGAAUGAAGUCCAAGGUGAUAAAACAUUCCCUUUCUCAAGAUUUGAAAUUUCAGUGUAGACUAUUAAGUAGUUUAUAUUGGGCAGAGAAUCUGGGAAUUAGAGGCCUAUUGGUGCAAACACCUCCUCCAUUUCCCCUUGGAGUAGAUGAUUGUAAUUCUGUCUCUGAUCCUGGUCGUGAUUUCUAAGGGAAUCUUAUUUGACUAAGAAAUAAACAGAAUUCAGAGUUGUGGGUUCAGAGUUCAACAAGGUAAACUUAUGAGCAUAAUUAGAACUCUGACUUGGAAGGCAAAUGAUUGAAGAGUGUUCAAGUAUUAGACUUAGCUCAUUCAAUAAUUU